AUGGGCAAAUACCAGCGAGUGCAAUUCUUACUAGUAUGCCUUCCAACUAUCAUUGUAUCAAUGCAUGCCCUUAGUUGGUCACUGGCUCAAGUACCAUGUUCCAUUCGGUCAUGUUACUACUAUGAGGAUUGUGAAUUGAAUGGCGUGGAAUGUGACGUUCAUGUCUACGAUCGUUCCCGAGUCAAAUAUUCGGCCAUGGAUAGGUGGGAAAUUACUUGUUCACGUGGAAACAUCCGCGCAACUGUACAAGCGUGUUAUUAUGUUGGUCAGAUGAUUGGCUCAAUGGUGUUCGGAAUGUUAGGGGACAGGUAUGCUUUUAUUAUUAUGGUAGAUCAACCAAAUGGUUUUUUGCGCACCUAUUAA
Molecule: messenger RNA, 363 nt
Organism: Cooperia oncophora
Lineage: Eukaryota; Metazoa; Nematoda; Chromadorea; Rhabditida; Trichostrongylidae
Source: the annotation of a GenBank genome assembly